Stylonychia lemnae is the source of this 2598-nucleotide messenger RNA. The record is from the annotation of a GenBank genome assembly. NCBI's taxonomy places the organism in Eukaryota, Ciliophora, Spirotrichea, Sporadotrichida, Oxytrichidae.
AUGUUUAACGAUUUGUUUUGCAAAUAUCAGACAAUAACUACUCAGAGAUAGGCUACCACAACACCUAUUCCAGUGAAGUAGAAAAAUGGUGGCCACACUCAUAUUUGGGGAGAUUAUAAUUAUGACUUUAGCUUCAAUACCUAAGGUGAAUCUUUAUAUUAAACAAGCAUAGUCUAUGCUAAUGCCGAGGGAAGCCCUGGCCUUCCGAUCCCAAUCAAAUGCUCAUGGUUUAGAAUCAAGAAUGAACGGACAUACUAAAUUCCAGAAAUAUCAAGCAAUGUCUAUUAGCUGUCAGCCGAGGAUAUUGGAUGCAAGAUUAGAAUCGAAGCCACUCCCCAAGAUGAGGACAGCUAUCAAGGCAAAGCUUUUGGAGAGUUUGGACCAAUUGAGCUCGAUCCAUCUGCACGUCAAACUCUUGAAUAUGUUCUAGGAACUGGUGGAUCAUAAUUCCCUAUUUCAGUUUUGCUUCAUGGUAGUGAUACAAAUUUCCACAAGAGAGGUAAUUCGAGAAGUCUGAAAGAAAAUCAAUAUGAGUCAGAUGAAUUGGAAUCUAUAGAAGCUAAUCUCUAUGUAAAUUCUCACGUCAUAAAAAUUUGCUUCAAUGAUUCCUAUGGGGGCACUGCAAAUGAGGAUGCAAUUGCUUUAAAAUACACAAUUGACUAUCCAAGAAUUGAGUUACAUCCUUAUGAUACUUUCAGAUUUAAGAUUUUCUACACAGAUGAUAAAAUAGAAGCAAAAUAUGACUUUAACAAAUGUAUUGAGGUUAGAGCAUUGAGUAGGUAAUCAAGAGAUCUUAUUGCUUUAGCCAUAAAGUGCUUCUCUGCUCAUACUUACUUCAUUAAUUCUAAAAUUAUCUCUAAUACAACAAUUAGUGCUGUACUACUAGAGUUAGAAUUUGUGAAAAGGGAACUUUAUAAUCAAAUUAAUUUUGCUAAGGAUCUUGACAAGGAAAAGUAGCUAUUGAAAUCAGAUAUGCGAAAAAUGGAGGAGGAAAUGCAAAUCACAAUUGAAAGCUAUAAAAACAUUUUAGAAAGUUUUGAGUAGAAUGACUAAACUGACACAGUAAAGAUUAAAAAGGAGAUGGUAGCUAUGCAAAGGUAAAUUGAAGAUCUUUAGAGAGAUAGACAGAGGGCUAUUGAUAAGAAAAUAGUGGCAGAAGAUGAAUAAAAGAACUUAAGAGCAAAGGUUGAAGAAUACAUCAGAAUAGAGUCAAGCCUUAGGGAGGAGAUUGAAAAUAUAAGCAAUUAAAUGGGAGUACCUAAGCAGGAAUAUGAUAAAGUCAGAUAAAACUUGCAUUUAAGAGAAAAGGAGAUAUCUGAUCUCCAAAGAUAGAUAAAUGGAAUGUAAAAUGAUCUGAGGCAGUAGCUACAAUUAGUAGAGAGAUUAAACUCAUAGCAAGAUUAACUUCAAAAGGAGAGAGAUGAAAUUUAAUAAUAUUUACAGAUGAAAGAGGACGAAGUGGCUUAACAAAGAGUAGAACUUAGAAAGCUAGUUCUUUAAUUAUAAGAAUAAUAGUAAAUGAAUCAGUAACCUGUAAUAGAUACAGCCCAAGUCUAAUAAUUAGAAUAAAGAAUCAAGGAUUUGACUGAUGAAAAUGAAUCUUUGCUAGUUCAGAGAAAGACCUUAACCAAAAACAAGGAUAGUGUUGUCAAGGAUUUGGAAAAGGUAAAGAAAGAAUUCAAUGAGAUGAAAGCAGAUUAUGAGUAAAAUAUUCAAAGACUAAAAUAAGCAAAUGAUCGUAUGAUAGAAUAAAAUAACUAAAGUGAACUUGAAAAAGAUUAAAUCAUUCAAUAGAAGCACCAACUACUGGAAAAGAUUGGACAUUUAGAGAAUUAAAUGACUGUUGAAAGAGAAUAAAAUGAGAAACGAAUUUAGGAAAUUGAGGAGAGCCAUACGAAAGAAGGUCAGAAAAAGAAAAUGGGCAUUUUUGCUGCGAUGCUUGACGAUGAUGAAGAUUCCAUAGAUAUUGAGAAAGUAGAUGCUGAGUGUCAAACUUAUAGGGUAGAAACAAAAGGUAUCAAUAUUUAGACUGACCCAAUCAAAGAGCCAGUUCCAGCUGCUAAGAAAGAGGAGAAGAAGUAAGAGCAAUUACCAAGCAAUAGGUCAAGCAGAGCCUCUAUUGAUUAAAAGAGUGCUACUAAGCAAACACCAUUAAAACAGUCACGAGUAGCAAACAUUACCCUAGAUCAAUCCUUCUCAAAGAAUUAACAGAAUAUGAUCGUAGGAAACAACCAGAAUCCUUAACUAGCAAAAUCAGUAUCACUUCAAGUAGAAAAUGCCAAGGAGAAGGAGAUAGAAAAUAAAAAUAAACAGCUGAGUGAGAUGUAAAGCAGGAUUGAUAAAAUGGAAUCUGAGAUGAGUUCUUGGAAACAGGAGAGAAAUGCUGAGAAAACUCAAUCCAUGAAAUAAAUUAGUGAUCUUUCAAUGUAGAAUCAGAUGAAUUUAGUUGAGAAGCAAGAAAAAGAAGGUUGUAUUAUCAGAUUAAAGGAAUUGAUUGAGGACAGAGAUUUCCAAAUUGAAAAUUUGGUCAAAGAAAUUGAAAGACUCUCUGGAAGACUCUGCGCAGCUGAAAGCAAGUUAUUUGAACUUGAAGCAUGA